Messenger RNA from Mytilus californianus (California mussel), 580 nucleotides. RefSeq lists its product as uncharacterized. The record is from RefSeq and is a predicted model, not a curated record. Bases 1 to 525 code for a protein of 174 amino acids. NCBI's taxonomy places the organism in Eukaryota, Metazoa, Mollusca, Bivalvia, Mytilida, Mytilidae. The transcript is spliced from 5 exons.
AUGGCCUGGAGUCUCACGUACCAAUAUUUCGAUAAUUUAGACUUGGAUAUUACAUCAACAGACAGGACAAGUACACAGAAUGAUAUUUUUGAAAUAGCUUCAGAUGUAGUUGGAACAGACGAAGACAGUGACAUGUUGUCAUGGAAAGAGAGUAACCUGUGUGAUAGUCACCUCAGUUCUAUACAACAAAGACGACAAUCUCACAGCAUGUCAAAUGUUCUAGAUCUUAAUAGUGACAACAUAUCUAUGACGGACUGGAGAAGUACGUAUCCACCUUCCCGAUCUAAACUGAAUAACUCUCCCUGGUUCAUAUUGAUUCCUAGUUCAAAGAAGUACAAAGAAAACAGGAAAAAAAGAAGAAACCAGAUAACAGAUUCAAUUGGAGACCAAAUAUCGUCAACAGAUUCACUCGGAACUUCUUCAAAUCAAGAACUCAUCACGAAACCUUCCGAAGGCGAUGCAACAGAUAACGUGGACAAAUUCAUCGAAACAAAUAAAAAAUGUCCGUUGUGUGCUAUAAAAUAAACCAACAAACCUCCAUAACUAACAUUGUUUAAUGGCCAUUCUUCUUUGUUGAACA